This is a messenger RNA of Mycosarcoma maydis (corn smut), 3210 nucleotides long. RefSeq lists its product as uncharacterized. The transcript has 7 exons. The coding region runs from base 1 to 3210 and encodes 1069 amino acids. Gene Ontology annotation, biological process: fungal-type cell wall organization; GPI anchor biosynthetic process. Gene Ontology annotation, cellular component: endoplasmic reticulum. The record is from RefSeq and is a predicted model, not a curated record. NCBI's taxonomy places the organism in Eukaryota, Fungi, Basidiomycota, Ustilaginomycetes, Ustilaginales.
AUGCCCUCCGAUGUCCAUCCGUCCCGAGCACGGUCAGCGCCCUUGGUGGUGCUGUCCGGUGGACUCAUCUCUCACAUACAUACCGUCAUGGGCUUCCUCGCCUUCUUCGGCGCUCUCAUCACCGCACUCUCACUCCACUAUCCAAAGGUUGUCAAGAACCACGUAGCUCAGUAUCCCGACGAAUGGUGGCCUUCCGUAUCCGCCACCAUCGGCGACUGGUAUCCGGAGCGCAACAUCUUCCAGGUAGGAAUCGCACUGAUGGCAGGUCCGCGUUUUGCGCUCGUCUUGCUUUCCGCGCUCCUCGUCUCGCUCUCUACGCCGAUUCCAUCUCCCAAAGCAUCUAUCCUGCUCUGUGUCGGUGUGCUAAGGACCUUGGCCUGUGGCGGCUGGGUUUACGUGACCAGCACCGACGAUCAUCUCGUUCACGACAUUGCCAUGUUCGUCUACCUCGCGCUCACCCCACCAUGGAUGUUCAUCACCAGCGGCAGCCUUGCUCAGCCCCCUUCUGUGAAGAAUGCGGCCAAAACGGACGACCAGCUCGCUUCCAAAGCUCGCAAGAUGCGUAGGAUCGCCUGCUUCUCUUUCUUUGCUUGCACGCCUUUCAUGGGCUUUUUCUUUUAUAGACACAACGCGCUCCGCAUUCCCGGCGCCUAUUCCUACUACGCUUACUUCGAAUGGGGUCUCAUCAUCUUUGAUCUCUUGUUCGACGCGGCGAGCGUAUACGACCUCUCACGCUUCCAGAUCCACAUUGUCGAAGCACCGCUGCCUGAUGCUCCUUCACCACCUGCAACGAAUCUGAGCACCACACAUGGUCCAGAGGAGAAACGCCUCAUUGACGGCGCCUGGAUACGUGGAGGAAGGAGCCAGGCUAUCGCUUCCGGCGCUUGGUCCGCCGCUCAUUCCGACUCUUUAUCAGAUGGUCCUACAAGUCUCAAAGCAAUCGUCUCGCUCAUUUCUGACUGCUACCUUGCCUUCUGUUUUUGGACGGCUCUCACUGCUCUGCAUCCGAUGAUUUUCUACUUUAGUGUCUACAACCUCGCUAUUGGUGGUCACGAGGCGCUGCUCAUCUCUCAGGUCAUCGGCCUUGGUCUCACCCUUGCGGUCCCUGCACUCCGAUCCUGUGUUCGUCGACAAUUGGCAGACGGAGCAUCCACCGUUGGACCCAUCUCAUCGCAGGCAAAAGCGCUCGGCUGGCUCUUGUCGCUCGUCGGUCAGGCAAGUUGGUUUGUUGCCGAUCCUCUUGUUCGACUCAUUUCUGUCGCUUUCUCGAAUGCGCUUCUAGCCGUCUUGCUCGCUCUUGAAUGGGGUGCUGCCUGGGAAUCUGAUCAACUUUCGGUAAAAGUUGGAAUCUGGCUCAUCGGUCUACUCGCUUCCAACCUCGCCAAGUAUGCCAACCACAGCAACAAUCCUGCUUGGCCCUUCAUGGACUCUACCAACGGCGGCCACAAUGUUGUCUUCUUGGCACUCGCCCUCCUUGCUGUCACCGAGACGGCGCUUCGACCCAAGUACAGUCAUUUGCCCGUCGUACGACAACGUCAUGGACGACAGAGCGUCACACCUACCCAACACAACCGUGUAUCCGUCAGCAGCGAGCAGCCAGGUAGCUUUUACCUUGCGGCCCUCGGUGCUGGCGCCUUACUGUAUGCUGUACACACCUUCUUAACAGACACAGGCACUAUGAUUGCUUGGGGCUGGACUGGCUAUCCGAUAACCGGUCCCAUGGCUAUUCCUCAUGGCUGCAUUAUUCUCAUCACCAUGGCUUUUUCGUCGCUCGCCGCAACGCGCUGGAGCACAUUCGGAUAUCGUCUCAGUCUGUUCCUCGUGCAGUGCGGCUCAGCGGCCUUGCUCCACCUCACCGAUGACUGGGGCAGCUUCGCUGGCGCCAUCGGAAUAGCGCUCAGCCUUCCGGCCCUCUCUUUUCCACUCAUCUCGGCUGCCAUGCAUCACGAUCCCAUCAAGGUGAUGCUCUUCGCAUGGCUUGUCGCCAAUUUGCUCACCUUCUUCGGCGUCCUGACCGUCGCUUACGCCUUUGUACCAGGCGGCAAAAUCAUGAGGGAGAGGACAGGCUUGAUGCUGGUAGUACACCUCAUGCUCCUCGGCGGCGGUCUUAUCAACGCCCGUAGUGUCGAUCUGAGACGUCUCAGCUCGCAGCGUGAUGCAGAUGGACCAUCCCGCCACCACGCAAAGCCUUCCAACAGCAAGGAAGCCAAGACAGAUUCGAGCCGGAAGGCAGCGCAGUCCGGGUCAUCCUACUACAUCUGUCUAUUUAUGGCAUUCAUCGGGCUCGUCGGAAAUCUUGUACCGCUGUAUCGCAUUGUUCCUGCAUCUUCAAUUGUUCCACAUCAUCCUCAGGAACGCUUGGUGACGGCAGGAAUGUGGACAGUUCAUUUUGCGCUGGAUCAGCACAUGCGCGACAGCUCACGACGCAUGGCAUCAAUCAUGAAGACGCUCGAUAUGGACCUCUUUGGACUGGUUGAGUCAGAUCUCCACCGACCGGUCUUUGGAAAUAGAGACCUCUCCCAGUACCUUGCGGAAGAGCUCAAGAUGUACGCAGACAUCGGUCCUGCUCCAAGCAAAAACACGUGGGGAGCAGCGCUGUUCUCCAAAUUUCCUAUCAUUAACUCGACACAUCACCUGCUUCCAUCGCCCGGCGGUGAACUUGCGCCUGCCAUUCAUGCAGUCAUUGAUCUGUAUGGCACUCCGACGCAUGUGAUCGUUUCGCACAAUGGCCAGGAAGAAGACCCUCUGGACAGAGAACUGCAAACCACCGAGAUAGCGCGCAUCUUGCGCGAAGCUUAUCCGCAUCCUGCCAUCUUUUUGGGCUACGUCGUUACCAAACCUCAUGCGGAACGACCAGCACCGUACAAGAUCCUGUUCGAGGAUGGCAAGAUCCAGGACGUGGAGCCAACAGAUUUUGGUAGAUGGUGUGAAUAUCUUGGCCUACGCGGUCUGGAAAGGAUAUCGUAUGUCAGAGUGUCUAGGUACACUGUUACCGACACCGAGUUGCAGACCAUGAAGUUGGUCGUGCCAAAGGAGCCCAUUGAUCCGGAUAGAAAUGACUUGACAAAUUUCGUCAUUGCCGAGACGUAUCCCGAGUCGAUGCGUUAUCCAACUUCGCUCAUCGACCCAGACGCAUUCGUCUAUGACAAGCACAUUUAUUCACCAUAUCCAUGGCCGAUCUACUACGGACGUCCUACUCCAGACUUCUGA